This is a messenger RNA of Aspergillus ibericus CBS 121593, 3675 nucleotides long. Its product is annotated as EF hand domain protein. The transcript has a single exon. The record is from RefSeq and is a predicted model, not a curated record. The coding region runs from base 168 to 3587 and encodes 1139 amino acids. NCBI's taxonomy places the organism in Eukaryota, Fungi, Ascomycota, Eurotiomycetes, Eurotiales, Aspergillaceae. Gene Ontology annotation, cellular component: intracellular membrane-bounded organelle; membrane; cytosol. Gene Ontology annotation, molecular function: calcium ion binding; zinc ion binding.
CCCCAACUCUCAGCCCGCAAGACUGGCCUCGUGGAAUUGCGUCAAGCUGCCACCCUUUGAAAAUCAACAGCCCGUCCAGCUUCUGAAGGCUUCCACUCGCCCAUUCUAAGGCGUUCCUACAAGAAUGACCCCAUCUGCCUAGCUGUCACAUUCAGUUGUUGCCCGCCAUGCCGGACACCCACCCACGGCCGGCGCUGUCACGAAAUCGCCCCAUCCUCUACCUGCUCUCCGGCGUGGUAGCCGCCUACGCAAUAGUUUACAUCCACAACCAAUUCUUUUCCUCAUCCAGCUCAACUUCUCAGACUCCCCUCCGCCGCCGCAGAGCCGUCCGCCGCCAGCGACGAAGAGGCGAGUCCGAAUCCGCCAAUGCUGCCGCCGCGGACACGCCAUCGUCGCGAGCCAUCGCACACCUGGAGCAACUCGAGCGUCAAAACGGUGUUUACGGGACAUUUCGCAUAGAAACCGAAGAUGGCAGGCGCGUGGAGAGUGGACUCCUUCCGUCGUUGCUCGCCACGCGGGAUCAGCUCAUGGAGGAAGUGGGUGUGCCCCAAGACCAUGCGGAGCGGAUGCGCGAAAUGAUGGAAGAUACGUUCCUGGAAUCAUUCUUGGCGCUGGACUUUCCACCCGCGCAUACGUUGGAGGAGGGUACGCCGGAACGAGAUUACUUGAUCGAACAGCUUCAGCGGCGAGGGAUUUCGCGGGCCGGAAUCGAGAGGGCCCUGGUGCGGUUUAAUGAGGAUAAUAACUAUGGGGAGGAGCUGAGACGGCGCCGGCAGAACGGGGAGAGAGUCACAUUGUCUACGUCUACGUUUCCGGAAGAGUCGUCGCCGGCGCAGAAUAUGGAUGGUGGGGAGACGGUGGUGGAUGAUCAAAGUGUGUUUUCGUGGAGGGAAGGCCAAAAUGAGAGCCCGCCGACGAGAGAGGGGCAGAAUUUGCUCAAUCUGCUCUAUCAUAUUGCAGAGGAUCAGGCCAGACGCGAUGGCUAUAUUCAUCGAGGCGUGACGUGCAAUAGCUGUGGGGCGAUUCCCAUCCAAGGAAUUCGAUACCGAUGCGCAAACUGCAUCGACUAUGAUUUGUGUGAGACGUGCGAGGCAAUGGGUGUGCAUAUCAAGACACACCUGUUCUACAAGGUCCGGAUUCCCGCUCCAUUCCUAGGCAACCCCCGGCAGUCGCAGCCGGUCUGGUAUCCUGGGAAGCCCGCCAUGCUGCCGCGCAACUUGUCUCGGUCGUUGGCCAAGCGCCUCAUGAAAGAGACCGGGUUUGAUAACACCGAGUUGGAUGCGCUUUGGGACCAAUUCCGGUGCCUGGCCAACCAUGAGUGGGAGGACGACCCGAAUAAGCUCUAUAUGGCCAUUGACAGGAAGACGUUUGACCGGUGUUUCGUCCCGAACACGUCCAUCCGCCCACCGGCGCCCAGCCUAAUCUACGAUCGCAUGUUUGCCUUCUAUGAUACCAACAGUGAUGGGCUGAUUGGAUUUGAAGAGUUCCUGAAAGGCAUCGCCAGCCUCAACAAUAAGAGCAACGACGAGCGGUUACGUCGCGUGUUCCGUGGUUACGACAUUGACGGCGACGGCUACAUCGAACGGAAGGACUUUCUACGAGUGUUCCGGGCCUACUACGCUCUGAGUCGAGAGUUGACCCGGGACAUGGUUGCUGGGAUGGAAGACGACUUUCUGGAGGGCGGCGCGCGGGAUGUUGUGCUGGGGAGCCAGCCGAUCAGCUCGGCUUUUCCUGGCAGCAUUCCCUCCGGGGAGGCUUCGAGAACUGGGGAAGGCAAGCGGGUGAAUCAGGACGGAGACCUGGAGAUCGUGGACAAUGAAGGCAUUGUCCGACCGGACCGCACUGAUACCGCGGACCGACACUCGGUGGUGGGCGACGCUGCGGUUCGAAGUCAGUACGACCGCAUACGGCCUAUGUUCCCGACCGCAGCUCGUUUGGAGACUCCGUCCGGCUCUGGCGUGGCACAUGCAUCAGGAAGCAAUACGAGACGGGAUGUUAACGGUGAGGACGCGAGUAACCCUCCUGAGGACGCCUCCGUCUCGUCCGGUGGCAGCGACAGGUGGCCGCCGCCGGAGGGGCAAGUUCGCGACCACGAUAUUGUGGACGCACUUGGGUCUUUCGUGCCGAUAAACGACAUCACCGACCCUGCCGAUAGGGACCGCGUUGGCGCAGCGGUCUAUAAUAGAAUGUGCGAGCAGGACCAACUCCGCGUGCACAUGGCUCGCAGUACCGGGAUCCACGAGCGCUGGCAGCGCCGCAGGUUCUACACCGACGAGGAAGACGGCGCGACUGUUCCCCAGGGCUACCAUAGCGACAUGGACGUGGGUGGCCUGACAGAGGAUGAAGAUGAGGAUGAAGUCGAUGAACCCCAGCCCGAGUCUCACCCGCCGUCUCCCCGCUCUCGCUCCUCCUCCAAGGUGCGGUUCCAGGACGAUCUCACCGAUGACUAUGACGUGCGGUCCAACCCGUCCACCUCAUCUCGCAGCAUCCUGGUGGGUGAGCGAUGGGGUGGAUUCGAGAUUCCCGAGGUCGAGAGAGACGUGGGCAAAGAGAUUCUCUACCAGGUCACGCAGCAAGGGUUCAACGAGCUGCUCGACCUCCUCUUCAAGCCGAAGGAGGAUCUGCUCAUGGAGGCCUUCCGAUCGCGCGCCGAGCGCAAGAUGUGGGCGCACGAGAUCCAACGAUUGGAAUCCGGCACGCAAGUUCCCCAAGAGGACCGGCCGUCACCCGACGAAGCGGAUGAGCUGCCCGAAACCUCUAUGGUCAACCCAUUGCGCGACCGGCCGCUGGACGAACUGCUCAGUCGGGCUGGAUAUUCCGUCCGCAGCCCGCCUCUCGAGCCUGUCCAGGACGGCCCGGUGCUUCCACCUCCCAGCCCAGACUUGGGCCUACCCAACGACGACGUUGUCUAUCUCGGCGUGCCCGAGGAGAUCGAAGCUGAAGCAGAGGCGGCCAUCCUCGCCCCAUCUUCCGGCCAUGACCAUGACCUUCUCCGCCGCAUGAUGUCUCCCAUCCUCCCCACCUCGCCCUCCUCCCACGCUUCCACCUUCGAGGACGACGACGUAUCCCUCCCUCAUUCUAUCUCCUCCUACUACGAUCCCACCCUCCCCCACCACCGACCCAAUGAGGACGAAUGCGACGAAAGCCGCGAGGACCCCGAACCCAUCCUAUCCAGUCCCCCCUCGUCCACCCACCUGGCCUUCGACGACGACGAAGGCCCUCCACAAUCCCCUCAACUCCCAGCCGAACUCCGUCUCGAUCCUAGCGGCACCACCUCCUUCCCCGUCCCGACUUCCCCCUCAAUCUCCUCCCCCGAAGCCGAAGCCACUGCCCCAAAGCUCUCCCCCUCCCCCAUCCCACCCCUCCCGUCAUCACCCACCCUCCCCCGACGAGCCAGUCCCCCGCGUCCCCCUUCCAAGGCUAAGCUAGCCCACCUCGCCUACCUCGAGAAGAUCGAACGCGAGGCCAAGGAACGCGGCGGCAGCGGAGCAAAGCUCAACUUCACCGAGUUUGCGCAACGCAUGGCGCUGGAUCGCGGCCGCACGUUGGCAUUCGUGGCGAGUUGGAUUGAAAUGGCGAGUUUCUAGUCUAGUCUCCAUUGUCUAUUCUAUUGCACAGUCCCAAGGGUGAAUUUGUAUAUUAGCUGGUGGGUGUGGGUGUGGAGGUGAAUAGGCG